Postia placenta MAD-698-R-SB12 is the source of this 927-nucleotide messenger RNA. Its product is annotated as glycosyltransferase family 8 protein. The transcript is spliced from 4 exons. Lineage: Eukaryota; Fungi; Basidiomycota; Agaricomycetes; Polyporales; Adustoporiaceae. Gene Ontology annotation, molecular function: glycosyltransferase activity. The record is from RefSeq and is a predicted model, not a curated record. Bases 1 to 927 code for a protein of 308 amino acids.
AUGUCUCGCAAAGCAGCCUAUGUCACCCUGCUCACCAAGGCAUCCUACUUGGCUGGGGCCCUCGUGAUGCACCACUGUCUGGUUGCGGUUGGAUCCAAGUACCCCUUGGUCAUAAUGGCCACCCCCGGUCUCCCGCAAGCUGUUCGGGACGUUUUAGACCGAAGGGGAAUCCAAAUUUACGAUGUCCCGAGCCUCCAACCUAAGGAGGGGGCCCACGCACUCGCAGCUCAUGACGAACGUUUCGGCGACACCUGGACUAAGCUCAGAGUAUUCGAGAUGCACGAGUACGAGCGCAUCGUCCUCCUAGAUUCCGAUAUGAUUGUCAUGCGGAACAUGGACGAGUUGAUGGACCUUGAGCUUCCUCACGACUGGAUAGCAGCUGCACAUGCCUGCGCGUGCAACCCCCGCAAGCUGCCACAUUACCCCCGGGACUGGAUACCCGAGAACUGCGCGCACACGCUGAUGGUCCAUCCCACUGCUCUGACCUCGCCGCCCGUUAUCACCGAGUCGAGUCCCCGCCCGUACACUCUGCUUAAUUCCGGGACGGUCGUGCUCAAUCCCUCACGGAAGCUGUUCGACGCCAUCACGGACUUUCUGUACACCUCGCCGCUCGUCCCUACAUUUUCCUUCCCGGACCAGGACCUCCUGUCCGCCUUCUUCAGGGGAAAGUGGAAGCCCCUUCCGUGGUGCUACAACGCGCUGAAGACUUUGCGAGUCAUUCACAAGCCGAUGUGGCGAGACGAAGAAAUCCGGUGUCUUCAUUACAUACUCAGUGACAAACCGUGGCUGAUACCGCCCGGGGCUGGCGGCGACUACGAAGUCGUAAAUCAGUGGUGGUGGGAUAGAUUCGAGAAGCUGCGUGAAGGCAUGGAGCCAACCGAUAGUGAAGGCUGGAAGCUGGUUACUUCCAACGUCGUCCAACUAUGA